Molecule: messenger RNA, 678 nt
Organism: Fusarium sp. VM40
Lineage: Eukaryota; Fungi; Ascomycota; Sordariomycetes; Hypocreales; Nectriaceae
Source: the annotation of a GenBank genome assembly
AUGCCACCCAAACCAGUCAGGGCGUCUCCGACACAUUUUGUGUGCAUCUCACUGGCCGGGCCGCAGCUUGCCAAAAGUAUGGCUGCUUUCCGGACUGAAGUCACGAAUCCCGCGAGCUUUGGUGUUCCCCCGUCUGCAGUGCGUCCGGUUGGCACAAUGCAUCUGACGCUUGGCGUCAUGACCCUCAAAGACGAGAGCAUUGAGCAUGCUAAAGAGUUAUUAAAGGGCCUGACACUGAACGAAUUCCUUGCAAGUGCCAAGGCCGGAACUUCGAUGACUGAGGAUACGCCCUCGAUAACUCUUAAGGGCUUGCAUGCUAUGCAAUCACCCGCAAAGACCUCAGUGCUGUACGCCGCGCCUGUUGAUGCAGAUGGUAUCCUGUACAAGUUCUGCGAGCAAAUCAAGACUGCGUUUCAGGAGGCUGGGUUGAUGGCCAAAGAGGAUAGGCCAUUGUUGCUCCACGCAACUGUGGUCAACACAAUAUAUGUCAAAGAUGGCCGUGGAAGGAGACGGGAGAAGUUGACGCUCGAUGCGCGGGACAUGGUCAAUCUUUAUGAUGACUAUGUUUGGCUGGAGAAUAUGCCUCUUGACAAAGUUACGCUUUGCCGGAUGGGCGCGAAGAAGAUUGAGGGGGCGGAUGAUGAAGCCUAUGAGGUUGAGGCUGAGGUUGGGCUUUGA